AUGAUUUGUUCAGAUUUUUUAGAAUUCCAGGAUGUGUUAAAAAAGAUGAGAGUAUUAGAUGAUAAAAUAGUUUACGCAUUAAAUACAUCUUUACCCACUGAAUCAUUUCAAAAUAAAGUAGAUCCAUCCUUGGUUUGUCAAGAUUUGUAUAACCAGCUACAAAAAGGGCAUGGCGAAAGAGAAAAUAUAAUUAAAAACUGUAUAGUAUCAACUGCUGAAGGUGUUAAAAAAUUAAUGGUUGCUAAAGAACGUUCUCCAUAUGAUGUAGAUGUCCUUAUGAAUUUAAAAACUGAACAACGAAAGUUGCGUUUAUUACAAACAGAACUCAGUGUGGAGGAAGUGAUCAAGGAAAAAACUACAAAGUUAUUCACAGAAAAAUGUAGAAGUUAUUAUAAGCCGAAUAAUUUA
Messenger RNA from Brenthis ino (lesser marbled fritillary), 408 nucleotides. Lineage: Eukaryota; Metazoa; Arthropoda; Insecta; Lepidoptera; Nymphalidae. The record is from the annotation of a GenBank genome assembly.